AUGGAUGAAGAAGAUUUGUAUGAUGAGUUCGGAAACUUUAUAGGAGACGGGCUUCCAAAGCUUGAAGAGGAGGAAGAGCCUAUGUUGCAAGACACUGUUUGGAAUGCCGAUAGCAGCGCGGCAGAAUACGAAGAAGACGAAGUAGGUGCACCAGAAGAUACUGGUAAUCUGCCAACCGAUACUGCACUAGAAAUAUAUGGCAAAAAAACAGAGGUUCUGGUAGAGGUCGAGGACCGGCAAAGCACCGAUAUGCCACUAGUUGCCAUUCAACAUGACCACUCUAAAGGUCCGCUGAACACAGUGUUUACUCAUUUGGCCAAAAACCUACCAAAAACUGUUUAUGAUAGGGAAUACAUGAUCGAUUUGGCCAGCGCUCCCGAAAGAGUAAGAAAUGUAGCAGUAAUCGGGGCUUUACAUUCGGGGAAAACAUCUCUCCUUGAUUUAUUAGUGGUAGAAGCACAUAAACAUGUUCCACACAUCACACGUAAUGUUGAACUGGGAUGGAAACAACUAAGGUACACUGAUAAUACUAAGUUGGAGAUUGAGCGAGGACUAACGACAAAAUUAAAUGGAAUUACCAUCCUUGCAACAGAUCUCACCGGGAAAUCUACCGUUUUGAAUUUGCUCGAUGCACCAGGCCAUGUGAAUUUUAUGGAUCAGACAGCAGUAGCUCUAGCAGCUUCAGACUGUGCUAUAAUAUGCAUAGAUGUCGUGGAAGGCCUGACUUCGAUCGUAGAACACUUAAUAAAGCAGUGUCAGCGAAAUUCCAUGUCUAUUAUUUUUGUGCUAAAUAAAAUCGAUAGAUUAAUAAUUGAGUUGAAACUACCCCCAAUAGACGCAUACUUAAAGCUCAACCAUAUUGUUGAACAAAUAAACCGAUUUACGAACAAAACACGUUAUUCCCCGGAACUUGGUAAUGUAGUGUUCGCGUCUGCCAAGCUAGAGUUUACGUUCACAAUAGAAGAAUUUGUGAAUUAUUUCUAUGAGUCUCAGCUCUCAUCCUCUGAGAGAGAAGGGUUUGUCCAAAGACUGUGGGGUGAUUUCUUCUUUGAUGAGGGCAAAUUUAGCAAGUCGCCCGAGAGCACGAGCCACCAGCAUCCGACUUUUGUGGAAUUCAUUUUGGUCCCGAUAUACAAAAUAUUUACUCACGUCCUUUCAUGUGAGCGAGCUAAAUUGCAGGAGGUACUCAAGAAGUAUUUUGCAAUUGAAAUAGAUUCUAAUCUAUUAAAAUACGACCCACUGCCCUUACUUAAAGCUGUAUUGAAAAACAUUUUUAGAACUCAGGCGGGGCUUAUUCAGUCGUUAGCAUCAUGCUCGAGCGCGGCUGACUCUUCUUCGAGCAAGCUGCAACAUUUGCUUAAGGAUCAGAACGAUUUUUCCAAAUGUGACUUAUUAGCGCAUGCAGUACAGACCAUGGAUUAUGGCGGUACAGAUUGGUCAUUGGUUAGAGUGUAUCAUGGUGAAAUCAGUCGUGGUGCAUUUCUGCGUGUAUUAGACUCUAGCACUGCAUCAACGAGUUGCGAUACUUCUGAUGAUGAGGAAUACGAGGAAGAUGACUUUUCUCUUGUUGAGGUGACAGAUAUUGCAUUGUUAGGUGGAAGGUAUUUAUUUCCAAUAACGCGAGCUACGGAAGGCCAAGUAGUUCUCUUAAAAGGAAUUUCUAAUGUAUUCAAUAAAUCUGCCACUCUUUUCUUGGGUACUGAAACUCGUCCACCUCUCUUCAAAAGUAUUGAUUACAUCAACGAACCAGUUUUCAGAAUUGUUAUCGAACCCCAAAUACCGACAGAAUUACCAAAGCUGCUCGAUGGUCUAAAUAGAGUCUCCAAAUACUAUCCUGGUGUUAUGAUCAAAGUGGAAGAGUCAGGAGAGCAUGUUAUCGUUGGGUUUGGUGAGCUAUAUCUGGAUUCUUUGUUAUAUGACUUACGCAUUAAUUAUGCUGGAAUUGAGAUCAAGAUUUCUGAGCCACUCACAGUUUUUUCAGAAGGUUGCUCUGGUGAAUCAUUCGCCGCAAUACCUGUGACGUCUCCUAAUGGAAAGGUGUCUUUCAGCAUAGGCGCAGAUCCAUUAGAUUACUCUCUUGCAGAAGACUUAUCGCAGUCUAAAAUAGAAGCCUCAGAAUUGCAAGAUCCGAGAAAGCUGUCAAAGAUCUUGCGUGAGACUUAUGGUUGGGACUCGUUGUCUGCAAGAAGCGUGUUAUCUUUUCAAAAUGGAAACUGCUUAAUCGACGAUACACUCCCGGAUGAAACUGAUAAGGAAUUGCUGAGCAAGUAUAAGAACCAAAUAAUCCAGGGCUUUUUAUGGGCAAUUCGCGAAGGUCCGUUAGCCGAAGAACCGAUCUAUCGUACAAGAUUCAAACUACUUGAAGCAAAUGGCAUCGAGGACCUGGAUAUUGAUGGUCAGUUGAUACCUAUGGUACGCAAGGCAUGUUAUAUCGCUCUGUUAACAGCAACUCCGGUUCUACUUGAACCAAUAUAUGAAGUUGACAUAAUAUUCCAUUCUGUCCUUUUACCGAUAAUCGAAGAGCUGCUGAAAAAAAGGAGGGGUGGGAGGAUCUAUAAAACCACAAAAAUUGUUACUACACCUCUAAGUGAAUGCAGGGCCCAGAUACCUGUCAUAGAGUCAGCUGGCUUUGAAACCGAUCUAAGGCUAGCUACUCGCGGAAAGGCGAUGUGUCAACUACAUUUCUGGAGCAAAAUAUGGCGUAAAGUUCCCGGUGAUGUUAUGGAUAAAGAUGCACCGAUACCUAAGUUAAAGCCUGCUCCAAUUAGUAGUUUAAGUAGGGAUUUCGUUAUGAAAACAAGAAGAAGAAAGGGUCUUUCCAACGAGGGAUUUAUGUCUAAAGAUGGACCUUCAUUGAGGAAGUACAUAAAGCCUGAGAUGUUUAAUCAACUCUGUCAAAAUGGCUUGAUCUAA
This is a messenger RNA of Zygotorulaspora mrakii, 2913 nucleotides long. RefSeq names its product U5 snRNP GTPase SNU114 (gene SNU114). Lineage: Eukaryota; Fungi; Ascomycota; Saccharomycetes; Saccharomycetales; Saccharomycetaceae. Gene Ontology annotation, biological process: mRNA splicing, via spliceosome. Gene Ontology annotation, cellular component: U4/U6 x U5 tri-snRNP complex; U2-type catalytic step 2 spliceosome; cytosol. Gene Ontology annotation, molecular function: GTP binding; GTPase activity; U5 snRNA binding. The transcript has a single exon. The record is from RefSeq and is a predicted model, not a curated record. Bases 1 to 2913 code for a protein of 970 amino acids.